Molecule: messenger RNA, 1094 nt
Organism: Sinocyclocheilus rhinocerous
Lineage: Eukaryota; Metazoa; Chordata; Actinopteri; Cypriniformes; Cyprinidae
Product: antigen-presenting glycoprotein CD1d-like
Exons: 4
Coding region: 309-1094 (261 amino acids)
Biological process (GO): immune response
Cellular component (GO): external side of plasma membrane
Source: RefSeq, a predicted model, not a curated record
CAGUAAUGCCGCUUGGACAAUGGGGUAAAAGUCUCCUGCGUAAUUCGCCCUAGUAGUUGGCCGGAGUGGGCACCGACGACGCUCGGGAGCAUAUUUAAACCUAUGACGAUAGGAACAUCAUUCGAUCUCUUGGAUUUAAAGGACACGCGCGCGCGGCGGCGAAGUCCACACCGCAAGUUUACAUGAAGUGUCCCAUUUGGGACAGGGUCGAACGGUUCAUAUUUCACCAGCUGAUUCUCAAAACUUGAAUUUUUAAAAUUCUCUGUGAUUAUCAAAACUGCAUUAUCCUAGAUGUUUUCAACAACAAAAUGAACACAGCCUGUGCGCUUGCGUGUUUCCUUUUGCUUUCGGUUUGUGUUUUUGCAGGUUCUCACACUUUGAUGGGGCUUGCAAUUUACAUUAGAGGAGAAAGAGCAUUUAGUGCUUCAAUUAUGUUGGAUGACAUCACUGUAGGAUAUUAUAAUUCAGAAACAAAUAUCUAUGUUGCAAGAGGAAAUACUUCAAAUGAAGAUGAUCUCAUAGAUCCAAAUAUCCUCAGGGCUGUAAGUGAAAAUGUGCUUGUUCAUUUUAUAGAAAGAUCACAUCGCCUGAGACCUGUCAACGACACAGAAAGUCAUGUAGUUCAUCAGGUGAUGGGUUUUUGUGAACAGAGUGACAAUAACCUUGGACAAAUGAUCAGCAAAACCGCUUAUCGAGGCUCUACAUUUGAUGAGCUGCAUAUUUUUGCUGGCAAAUUCACAUAUCAGGUAUUUUCAAAUUACACUGAACCAGAAACAAAACGCAAUCUUGAACUGUCCAAGUCACGUCUUGAGAAGUUAUAUUACCCAGCCUGCAUAAAAAUGCUGAAGAAUUACCUUAAAAAGAGAGAAACUCAACUAAACAGAAAAGUGAAACCGCAAUUCAGACUCAUUCAGAAAGCAAACUCAGAUUCUGGAGGGAUUCGUUUGAGUUGUUUGGCAACGGGAUUUUAUCCUCGUCACAUCAACCUGACCCUGUUCAGAGAUGGGCAGCCUGUAGCUGAUCAUGAGAUCACUGGAGGAGAUCUGCUGCCCAAUGCCUUUGACCUCGCAUUAUUGAAAGCUCACAUAAUUUGA